Molecule: messenger RNA, 2900 nt
Organism: Stegostoma tigrinum
Lineage: Eukaryota; Metazoa; Chordata; Chondrichthyes; Orectolobiformes; Stegostomatidae
Gene: hoxd4a
Product: homeobox D4a
Exons: 3
Coding region: 1484-2203 (239 amino acids)
Biological process (GO): regulation of transcription by RNA polymerase II; anterior/posterior pattern specification; embryonic skeletal system morphogenesis
Cellular component (GO): nucleus
Molecular function (GO): DNA-binding transcription factor activity, RNA polymerase II-specific; RNA polymerase II cis-regulatory region sequence-specific DNA binding
Source: RefSeq, a predicted model, not a curated record
ACGAUUGCUUUUUCACCUUAGCUAAUUGUAAUCACUGCUAGGAUAUUAAGUUCAGACAUUUAUAGAUUCCAGUCCAUCUUUACACAUAAUAUUCGAUACUAUUUUCCCUCCAAGUAACGGCCUAAAUAAGUCACGAGAUAAACGUCAAACAAGGACUCACUUUAAAUAGGUCCGCAUAAUGUUUAACCGGUAUUCGCAAAGCAAUGGGCCAGCGCAGUGGAUCCUUCGUUUCAGCACGAAGUUUUACAAUGCGAAUCUUUAGGCGUUGAUAUGUAAUCAACAGUAAUUGCUACUGAAAAGCAAAACAGUCUUGCUUUUGCUGCAUGGACCUCUGGAAGAAAAUGACUUUCUGGGUCACUAGAAAGGUGAACUUUUUAAAAAUUCAAUUUUGUUUUUUUUAUUGUUGUACUUAUACGUAGGAAGGCCUUCAGCAGACUCAUGACAAUAACAGCUUUCAUUGAACCACUGAAUCUAUGAAUAAAUAUAGGGUUCACUUCCCAAACACUUACUUUGCAUUGACAUUCUCUAGGUCAAAAUCUGGAAGAUCAAAAGUCGCAGCACUUGUGUGGGCAGUUAAAAAAAGAGGUGAAUUUUAAUCGGGUUUGUUCAUCAAUAACUCUUUGGCAUUGACCUGUCUGAACGAGUCGAGCAGUAAGGUGAAAUACAGGUCACAGCGUCUAACAAAUAUUAAAAUGCGUAGUACCAAUCAGCUUCACAAUGUGCGAUAAUUUGAACUGUAAGGAGAAUUGGUUUUCGAAUUAUCGGCUGUUGCAACGAUAUCUGGGAUUUUCUUUGCAAAAAGGCUUUUAAAAGCAGUAUUCACUGCUGGUGUAUUCGUUGGCGUCACUGGUUGUGGAAAACAGUUUAGCUCUUUUCUUUCCUAACGCAUUGGGGUAAACGAAAAACAAUCACAGCUCUGUUAUUCUUUUUGUUGUCUAACGGGAUGCUUCCUUUGUCACCCUGCGUACACUGGAUUGCCGGCCGUUUCUCCAAGUUCCCUCGCUAUUGUCACGUUGCUAUCCGGAGAAAACAACAACCAAAGAUACAAAGACACAGAAUGCAUUCGCUAGCUUUGAUUUAUUUGAAAAAAAAGCAAGGAAUGGUGAAAAUUCUCUUUUGACAAAAGAGCAAAUUACCUGAGCAAUAUUCGAGCGCUCAGUGAGUGGUCAUUAUUCUCUCCAAAUGGAAACCACUAUUGCAUGCAUUCCCCGGAAUCUAUUUCAAAUACUUAGUGACUGCUGGAAAAAAAAAUCAAAGACGUUGCAGUUUAUAAUUUAUUUUUAUAUCAAGGUUUUCUGGACGAAGUUUGUAAAAAAUUGUCAUUAGCUGUUUCCUUAUCCGGGAAUCGGGCCCGACCUCGCCAUUGGCUCGUACAGUCACAUGGGUGACUAACUUUAUUCAGUUGACAGCAAGUAGGAGGGCUUUAUGGAACGGGAAAAAAGACAACUCGAGAAAAAUUAGUAUUUUCCACCUUCAGAAAUUAAUGACCAUGAGUUCGUAUUUGAUGAACACUAAAUAUGUGGAUCCCAAAUUUCCUCCUUGCGAGGAAUAUUCGCAAAAUAACUACAUACCUGACCACUGCCCAGAGUAUUACAGUCAGUCGCAGGAUUCUGAUUUUCAGCACCAAGGAAUCUAUCCACGGUCAAACUACAGCGGCCAGUCGUACAGCUGCAGCAACGCUCGGGGCUCUCCAGUGCAGCAGAGGGGUCAUGUGCAGGCACAGCCCGCUCCUCAGAGCCACCUCACAGGGCAGGAGGAGCCAGUUGCACCGCUCCAAGUAUCCAUAGGCCGGCCCUGCAGCCAGCAGCAACAUAAUCCAAAGAACCAAAACGGUGCAGCUACCAAACAGCCAGCAGUGGUUUAUCCUUGGAUGAAGAAAAUCCAUGUUAACACGGUGAACCCUAAUUUUACAGGAGGAGAGCCAAAACGUUCACGAACUGCCUACACAAGGCAGCAGGUUUUAGAACUCGAAAAGGAAUUCCAUUUUAACAGGUAUCUGACAAGACGACGUCGUAUUGAAAUAGCCCACACUUUGUGUCUUUCCGAACGCCAGAUCAAAAUUUGGUUUCAAAACAGAAGAAUGAAGUGGAAAAAAGAUCACAAACUGCCUAACACAAAGACCAGGUCCUCUGGUUCUUCUGCUUCCAAUCAACAGUUACAAACUGUUUCCAAGGACCAACAAACAGACCUCACAAGUUUAUAGAAGGACAUCUUAUAAGUGGCUCCUUAAGUGUAUAUAAUGAGACAUUUCCAGGCAGAAAUUGCAUGUACCGAUAACAUGGCUUGUAGGUGCUUUCCUGCUGGUUUUUAAUGGCAUUGAAGGGACUUUGUCUUGUGCCUCACUUUUGGUCUGAAAUGUAGCAAAUGAAACAAAAAGGGAAAAGUCACCCUGGCUGCAGCUGAAAUCAUUGCGACUCAAGUCAGUGGCUAUUCUUAUUAUACAACACAACUUAGUAACCGUAACAAGUGCGAGGCACUAAGUCGUGAAGACAUGGUGAGGUGUACACAUCAGGAAGGUACAUGUGUAGUCUGCUAGCAUGAAAAUCAAAGGCUGCGACGCUUGUUCAUCGUCUUUUUUUUUACCUUAAAACGAAGACCCAGCGAUUUGUUGUGGCAAUUUGUGAUUUCCACAACUAUUUUUGCUUGUAAUGUGUAUUUUUGCGAUUCCAUCUCUUUGUGUAUAUUGUGUUGAUAUUCGAGAUUUAUAGUGAUCAAAAAUUAGACAGUGUUUUGUGGUUUCUUUAUUUAAAAUGAGAAAAUGGUAUUUGUAAUUGUGCUGCUGGAUGGAUUAUUGUUACAAGCCUACAAUGCAAGAUUGCUACAUUUUUAUGUUCAAGAACGAUACCAAAAUUAGUACGUGCUACUAAAAUUCAAAAUAAAUUUAGUAGUAAUAAGCUGAA